This is a messenger RNA of Penicillium nucicola, 1656 nucleotides long. RefSeq names its product aminotransferase-like domain-containing protein. Gene Ontology annotation, biological process: aromatic amino acid catabolic process; L-tyrosine biosynthetic process. Bases 1 to 1656 code for a protein of 551 amino acids. NCBI's taxonomy places the organism in Eukaryota, Fungi, Ascomycota, Eurotiomycetes, Eurotiales, Aspergillaceae. The record is from RefSeq and is a predicted model, not a curated record. The transcript has 3 exons. Gene Ontology annotation, molecular function: aromatic-amino-acid:2-oxoglutarate transaminase activity; pyridoxal phosphate binding; L-2-aminoadipate:2-oxoglutarate transaminase activity.
AUGCCUUCGUUUGCGACCCACUCUAACGGCGCAGCCGCCAUGGAAAAGCGGGAGUUUUUGAACAACAUCCAGCAGAGAAGAGCAGAGGCCGGAAAACUUGUUGCUGGUGUAGCUGCUGCAUGCAACAGUGAGAAUUUCAAGGCACCGGUAAGAGGAAUGACUCAAAUUUAUAAAGUACUGUUUUCUGACACGCAAAAGACAUCGGGCAAGCCAUACGCCAAAUGCUGGGACUCUCAUCUCAGCAAAGAGAGCUUGUCCCGACCACUAUGCAUUUUAAAGCAAGCCGCUGGUUUGGCGGGAAACCCUGGUAUGGUAUCACUCGGAGGUGGUCUCCCAUCUAGCGAGUGCUUCCCAUUCUAUGACUGGAGUUUUCGUGUCCCGAUGCCACAGGACUUCCCAAGCAAGGAUUCAUCUGCGACGGAUUGUCCCACUACUCAAACCAUCAGCAUUGGAAAGCAUGAUGUGAAAGCUGGACUUUCCGAAUACGAUCUUUCCAUUGCCCUCAACUAUGGUCAAGCGACGGGCUCUCCCCAGAUGAUGCGCUUCAUUACAGAGCACACGGAGCUGGUUUACAACCCUCCUUACACAGAUUGGAAGGUCGCCCCGACAGUCGGAAGCACGGGUGCUCUUGAACAGACUCUUCGUAUGCUUUGCGAUCGUGAGAGGGGCGACUCUCUUCUUGUUGAAGAAUAUAGCUUUUCCACCGCGCUGGAGACAAUCCUCCCUCAAGGGAUCAAGCCCAUUGGUGUUAAAAUGGACGAUGAGGGACUCCUUCCUGGUAGUAUGGAUGAUAUUCUCAGUUCGUGGGAUCAGGAGGCACGUGGAAGCCGUAAACCGCAUGUUCUAUACACUAUUCCCUCGGGACAGAACCCUACUGGCGCAACCCAGAGCCUCCAGCGACGUCGCGAAAUCUAUGCCGUAUGCCAAAAGCAUGACAUCUUUAUUAUUGAAGAUGAGCCAUACUACUUCCUUCAGAUGCCUCCAUACCAUGAGAAGAAGGAGGAUGGUCCUGAAAUUUCCGAGGAUGUUGAAUCUUUCGUUGCCGGUCUUGUUCCAUCAUACUUGAGUCUCGAUAUUGACGGCAGAGUGUUGCGCAUGGAUUCCUUCUCAAAGGUUCUGGUGCCCGGCUCGAGAUUGGGAUGGGUCACCGCAAGUGCGCAAAUUAUUGAGCGUUUCCUUCGGCAUGCCGAGGUUGCCAACCAGGGACCCAGUGGAGUUUCACAAAUCAUGCUUUGGAAGUUGCUCGACGAGACCUGGGGCCAUGAAGGCUAUCUGAAGUGGCUGAUUUCGUUGAAGAACAGCUAUACGAAGAAGAGAGACAUGCUUCUUGAUGCUUGCGAAAAGUACCUGCCGAAAUCUGUCGUCAGUUGGAGCCCGCCCACUACAGGCAUGUUUAUUUGGUUGAAAUUAGAUCCGCUGCAGCAUCCGGAAUAUCCCGGCCUAUCAAUCGAAGACAUCGAAGGAGGAAUCUUCGACCAAGCCAUCAAGAACAACGUCCUCUGUGCUCGUGGCACUUGGUUCCGUGCUGAGCCAAACACACCUGCACAAGGUAUGUUCUUCCGUGCAACAUACGCAAGUGCAACCGAGGAGGCUAUGAACACUGCUAUCCAGCGAUUUGGCGAGGCGAUUCGUCAGUCUUACCACAUUGACCAAUGA